Molecule: messenger RNA, 1829 nt
Organism: Linepithema humile (Argentine ant)
Lineage: Eukaryota; Metazoa; Arthropoda; Insecta; Hymenoptera; Formicidae
Gene: JMJD4
Product: jumonji domain containing 4
Biological process (GO): positive regulation of translational termination; protein hydroxylation; pseudouridine synthesis
Cellular component (GO): cytoplasm; nucleus
Molecular function (GO): RNA binding; sequence-specific DNA binding; 2-oxoglutarate-dependent dioxygenase activity
Source: RefSeq, a predicted model, not a curated record
AUUGAAAAGAAGGGAUGUCCGAUUUAUCGUUUACUUGUACUACUUGCUCGUUUUAUCGAAAUUGGUUUGCUAAAAUCGAGCCAGACAUUUUUUUAAACAAAAUGGAUUGAAUCUUCAAAAAUCUUGAAGAGUUUGAGUUGUAGCUAUUUUUUUUCGCUAAUUGGGGAUGUGAAUGUCUAAGUGAGGUUUGAAUCUCAGCUAACAUGAUUUGAGUUUGUAAAAUGUAUUUCAAAAUUACGUCUACGUAGAUUAUUUACGUAGUUUACGUGAUAUUUUAAUUAUAGUACGCGAACCUAUGGUAAAUUUUUAGUGUUUUUAAUAAUUUGAUAAAUUAAUCCAAAAGUGACCUAUGAAAAACACGAGUGUAUACUCUAUAUAAGUCGUUAACAAUGACAUAGAAAUGAACAUCUUUUCGAACAGGUGCAUCGCUGUCAGUCGCUGUUAAGAUAUUGUAAAUAUCAUUGUUAUUUUGUUGUAAAUAUAAUAAGUUCACACAUGUUAGUUUAAACGAUGAAGACUAAACUUUGGUUAUGUCAACGCUUACUGAGAUUAACAGUCUAUACUCCAUCGACGAGGACACUUGCGUGUCUAAUAUAGUUGAGCGAAUUGACUCGACAGUGACUUAUAAUGAUUUCUUUUCUAAAUAUUUAAUACGUAAUAAACCAUGUAUUAUCAAUUUGCAAGCAACUGAGAAUUGGCCAUGUAGGCGUGAAUGGGUACUAGAUGGUGCACCAAAUUUUGAAGUGCUUCGCACAUUAUUUGGACAUUCCACUGUCCCAGUUAGUGAUUGUAACAGAAAGUUUUACAACUCGCAAUUGAAGGAUGAUAUGUGCAUGGAAACUUAUUUGGAAUAUUGGAUCAAAUAUAAACAAAACAGUUAUGCUAAAGCAAUGCCAUUAUUGUAUCUCAAAGAUUGGCAUUGUGUAAAAAGCUUUCCCAAUAUCCCAAUUUAUGAAGUGCCUCAGUAUUUUGUAUCUGACUGGUUGAAUGAAUAUUAUAUUGCUCAUCCUGAAUUAAAUGAUGAUUACAUGUUUGUAUAUAUGGGGCCAAAAAAGACAUGGACUCCGUUACAUGCAGAUGUUUUUACAUCGUAUAGCUGGUCUGCAAAUAUAGUUGGAAGGAAAAAAUGGCUACUGUUUCCUCCGCAUGAGGAAGACCAUCUUCGUGAUUUAUAUGGGCAAUUAGCGUACGAUGCAAUUUCAGAGGAACUAAAUGAUCAUACAAAAUAUAAAAUGUACGAUAGUGAAAAGUUAAAAUAUUUUGAAGUAACUCAAGAAGCAGGAGAAAUUAUAUUUGUGCCAUCUGGAUGGUAUCAUCAAGUUUGGAAUUUGGAGGAUACAAUUUCUAUUAAUCAUAAUUGGAUUAAUGGCUGUAAUAUCACCAAUGUAUGGUAUGCAUUAAAAAAAGAAUUAAGAUCUGUCAUGAAAGAAGUUGAUGAUUGCAAAGACAUGAAAAACUGGAAUGAACAUUGUCAGUUGAUGCUAAAAGCCACUUAUGGCAUGAACUAUAAACAGUUUCUAGAAUUUAUAUCAUUUAUUGCUAAGAAUCGUUUACAUGCUAUGAUAGAAAAGACUCAAGUUAUAAGUUUUAAUAAGUAUUGUUUUGGACGUAAUCACUGUUUGUUUGAUUUACGAGCAUUGAAAAACGUAUUGAAAGACAUUAUCAAAGAUGCGCAAGAUCUCUCUAUAUACAAUUUAAUGUGCGAAAACGAUGAAGCCCAUGUAUUAUUGAAAGACAUUACUUCAUUUCUUGACUCAUUCUGUAACAAUGAAAAAUGUAAUUUCUCUAUGAAUAAUGUGAAAUAAAAUUCAGUUGUUAACAAAUUGUUA